Dichotomopilus funicola is the source of this 1782-nucleotide messenger RNA. RefSeq names its product iron hydrogenase. The record is from RefSeq and is a predicted model, not a curated record. Gene Ontology annotation, biological process: iron-sulfur cluster assembly. Bases 1 to 1782 code for a protein of 593 amino acids. Gene Ontology annotation, cellular component: cytosolic [4Fe-4S] assembly targeting complex. The transcript has a single exon. Lineage: Eukaryota; Fungi; Ascomycota; Sordariomycetes; Sordariales; Chaetomiaceae.
AUGUCAGCCAUCCUUUCCGCAGACGACCUCAACGACUUUAUCUCGCCGGGCGUCGCCUGCAUCAAACCCGUGGAGACCCUACCAACAAACCAACCAGACCCUCAAGCUCAGUCCCUCGAGUUCGAAGUCAUCCUCGAUGGCCAACAACUACAACCAGGCGCCAACGGUACCGCAGCCCCAGCGCAAAUAUCCCUCACCGACUGCCUCGCUUGCUCUGGCUGCGUCACCUCGGCCGAGGCCGUACUAGUUAGCCUGCAGAGCCACAACGAAGUUCUCAGCGUACUUGAUGGCGCCCCGGCGCUGCGAAUAGUCCCUCCUGUUUCGGAUGGUGGGAGGUGGUCGGUCGCGGGGCUCGAAGACCCAAACGCCAAGUUGUUCGUGGCCAGUGUCUCGCCGCAAACCCGAGCUAGUUUGGCGGCGGCGUGUGGCGGUGCGGUGACGGAAAGGCAGGCCGGAGGGAUGAUUGAGCAGCUCCUAAUGGGUGAGGGAGGGUUGAAGAGCGGAGGGAAACAUGGGAAUGGGUUCACAUGGGCCGUUGAUACCAAUACCGCACGGGAAGCGUGCUUGGUUCUAGGGUCUAAUGAGGUUUUGGGCCCCCGAGGACGGGGUUCUGAUCCUGAAAAGCCCGCUGCCGUCACUCCACCCAUUCUCACCUCGUCGUGCCCGGGGUGGGUUUGCUACGCGGAAAAGACACACCCAUACGUUUUACCGCACCUGUCACGGGUUAAGUCUCCGCAGGCGUUAAUGGGUACACUACUCAAGACGUCUCUCAGCCGGACACUAGGUAUCCCGCCCGAGCGAAUAUGGCAUCUGGCAGUGAUGCCAUGCUUUGAUAAGAAACUCGAGGCAAGCCGAGAGGAAUUGACGGAUAUUCCCUGGUCUAACGACCAAGGCGGGAAUAAAAAGGGAGUCAGGGACGUUGACUGCGUCAUCACAAGUAAAGAGGUACUGAUGCUCGCUGCAUCAAGGGGGUUAGAUUUCUUUACGCUGCCUAUACCCACAGCGGCGGCUUCUAAGCAGAAGCAGCCUGUAUUUCCCGACCCGACUAUCGGGAGAUUCCUCUUCCCGGAGCGGUCGCGCAGACAGCUGCGUGAAGACGGUACAUCGGGCGGAUACCUACACUACGUCCUCCAGGACGUCCGAUCGAGGCAUCCGGGUUCCCAAAUUCGAACGACACGCGGCAGAAAUGCCGACGUUGUCGAGCAUGCCGUCAUUUCCGCCUCCGGCGAGACCGUCUUCAAGGCGGCACGCUACUACGGUUUCCGCAACAUCCAGAACCUCGUUCGAAAGCUGAAGCCAGCCAAGCAGUCGCGCAUGCCCGGCGCCAGACCGGUCGGUGGCGCCCGACGCCCAGUAGGCAAGACCGCCGGUCUGGAAUACGCCUAUGUCGAGGUUAUGGCCUGCCCAGGCGGCUGCACCAACGGGGGCGGCCAGAUCAAGGUCGACGAUCAGGUUAUCAUCGACCGUCAAGGGUUCGGCGAGAAACCCGGCCCAGCCGAGCAAAAGGUGUGGCUUGCCCAGGUCGAUGAAGCGUACUUUUCCGGCGAUGAACCAGAUGCUGCUACCGCCACUAAAUCCGGUGAUGACCACAGCAAGCUUGUCGCCGGCAUUUCCCCAUCCCAUAUCCGGGAUACCUUGGCGCAUUGGGAAGAAAUAACAGGCAUACCGCUGGAUAGAUUGGUGUAUACAAGCUAUCGCGAGGUGGUCAGCGAUGUCGGGAAGACCAUCAGCGAUACCGAGCGUGUUGUCCAGUUGGCCGGCAAGAUUGGUGGCGGAUGGUAA